Molecule: messenger RNA, 5816 nt
Organism: Scatophagus argus
Lineage: Eukaryota; Metazoa; Chordata; Actinopteri; Scatophagidae
Product: cilia- and flagella-associated protein 44
Exons: 33
Coding region: 407-5704 (1765 amino acids)
Molecular function (GO): protein binding
Source: RefSeq, a predicted model, not a curated record
UCCCAAGAUGACGCGCUAGAGUUUCAAUGAGAACUACAUUAACCAGCGGGCUUCUUUACAGCAGUGUGACUUUCCUGUGUCGCCUGGCAACGCCUCUAAACUAACACGGACUUUGGGAGUCGAAUAGUUGCACAUCCAGAUUAUGAAGGUAGCAGACAUAAAAUAUGAGUCAGAGUUAAGGCAGAAACGCUUUUGUGUUAGCUUGAUACGAAAUAAGUGAAAAUAUUGUUAUUUGCGAACGCUUUUUUGCAAAAUAUUUUAACGUGAGUUUGGUCAAGUUGGAAACACAAUUGAAUAGCAAAUCCCUAUAAAUUUUACAGAUAAAAAAACAAACAAACCAACCAACCAAAAAAAAAAAACAACAAAACAAAAGACCCAAAAUUCAUCAGAUGAUUUAACGGCCGUAAUGUCGGAAGAAGUAACAGCUCCUGUUGAUGACCAGACGGAGAGCACACGGACAGCCUCACAGGAAAACACUGAAGCAUGUAAUACUGCAAACUGGGUGAUGGAGGGGGAGGCUGAGGAGGAGUCAAACAAGAAGCUCUCUGCAGACGUGUACUACAAGUACGAGGAGCUUCACUCCAAACCGUCCAUCACACCCAACUCUGAAAUCCCACAGAACCUCCUGCACCUCUCUCACUCCUUUGGUUAUGACAGUGGGCGUAGGGGGAACCUGCAGUUGCUGGAUGACAGAACUCUGAUCUUCAUAGCAGGAAACCUACUCAUCCUGCUGGAUGUUUCCACCAAGGAGCAGAGAUACCUCCGCUCCUGCAGUGGAGGAGGAAUUGGCUCCAUCACGGUACACCCCAGCGAGAAGUACUUUGCUGUAGCAGAGAAGGGAAACCAGCCUAACAUCAUAGUCUAUGAAUAUCCCUCAUUACGACCCUGUCGCAUCCUCAGAGGCGGUACAGAGCAGGCAUACAGCACCGUGGAUUUUAACUAUGACGGGAAGAUGCUGGCCAGCGUGGGGAGCGCACCCGACUUCAUGCUGACGCUGUGGGAUUGGAUGCAGGAGAAGGUGAUAUUGAGCUGCAAGGCCAUUUCUCAAGAGGUCUACCGAGUGAGCUUCUCCCCAUACAACCCGGGACUGCUUACGUCAUCAGGAUCUGGACACAUCAAGUUCUGGAAAAUAGCCAGCUCAUUCACAGGUCUUAAAUUGCAAGGUUUUAUGGGGCAUUUUGGGCAAACCACAGCGACUGACAUUGAGGGCUACGUGGAACUUCCUGAUGGAAAGGUGGUGUCCGGCUCGGGCUGGGGAAACUUGCUGCUGUGGGAUGGUAAUUCCAUCAAGGUAGAGAUUUGUCGUAAGGGGGGGCGGAGCUGUCACACUGGGAUGGUCCAACCGUUUGCCCUUGAAGAUGGACAGCUGAUGACAAUUGGCUCUGACGGAGCGGUCCGGAGCUGGGACCUUGAGAGCAUUAGCACUGCCAACAGUUACAGCGACAGCAGCGGAUUUGAGAUGGAGCCCAUGAAUGAGAUGGUGGUCGGACACAAUGUCUGCCUCUCCUCUGUAGUGAAGAGCUCCUUGCCAGACUCCUUCAUCUGGUUUGCUCAGGAUUCUUGUGGAGCCAUCUGGAAACUGGAUCUUUCAUUCACAUACACGUCUCCUGAUCCAGAGUGCCUGUUUUCCUUCCAUGCCGGACCAAUCCAGGGCCUGGACGUGUCCAGGAAAUCCCACCUGAUGGCCACGACCGCUCUCGACCGUUCAGUCAAAGUUUUUGACUUUCUGGCAAAAAGAGAACUGACCAGCAGUCGCUUCAAUCAAGGUGGAACUGCUAUCAGCUGGGCUCCACCUUUGGUGAAUCAGAGUGGAGGUUUACUGGUGGCGGGCUUUGAAGACGGGGUGGUCCGGUUAUUGGAACUGUACAACCCUCAGAAGCUGUAUGCAGACAGCGGGCACAGCCCCAAAGGAGAGGCCCAGCUCCGUCUCAAACAAGCCUUCAAACCCCAUAAUGCCUCUGUAACUGCUGUUGCAUAUGAGCGAAAUGGAGAGAUCUUAGCCACAGGGAGCUCAGACAGCACUGUGUUCUUCUUCACCGUUGGGGAAAAAUACGAUCCCAUUGGUUUCAUCCAUGUUCCCGGGCCGGUGCAGGCGCUUGAGUGGUCUCCUCAUUUCCAUAGUGAAAAUAGGCUGCUCAUCCUUUGCCAGAACGGUCACGUGGUCGAGGUACAGUGUCCCGAUCCAGAGGCACAUAAGUCAACCAAAACCUUCCAGCUGCCUAAACCGCCUAGCAGAUCUUUCAGGUUCAGGAGCAUUAAAUCUCGAAUCAAGAGAGAGGAGGAAAUUGCAAGACGUCAGGCUAUAAAGGAGGAGAAAAAAAAAAAGAGAGAAGAGAAGAUGACGGAAUCAAAGCAGGCUGUCACAGAGCAAGAGGAUGGAGGAGGGGAGGAAGAGGAAGAGGAGGAGGACGAAUUGCCCCCUAUCCACAUCCCCGACCCUCCAAGUCCUCUCUACUGUGGCUUCUACUCACAACCUGGCCAAUUUUGGCUCUCCAUGGGUGGCUUUGACUCAGGUUUCUUGUAUCACUGUAAGUUCUCUGAGGAGCAGGACCAGGAUCCAGACCAGAAGCAGGACGAACCCUUUGACUUCCUGCCUGUCCACAAUGCAGACGAUGACCCCAUUUGCUCCAUCACCUUCAGGCCUAUUGGGCUCUCAGUGUCCACGACAACCAGUACGGGCAGCUGCGGCACAUCCGCUGCGGCCAUGACGACCAGUUUGUGCUCACUGCGGGAGAUGAUGGGAACAUCUUCUCAUUCAGCCUGCUUCCUCCAGAGGAGCUACAGAAAGGCCUGCAGAAGAAGAGGGCCAAAGUUCCUUCACCAAGGCAUAGAGACAGCGAAGCAGAAGCUGGAGAAAGACUGUCUUCUCCGAGAGGCAGAAAUGAAGAUUGCGGUAAAGCAGAAGAAGCUGACUGAGCUCCAGAAGAAGUUCAACCAAUUGUUGAAGUACAACCAGAGUCUGCCGGAGCAUGUUCGCUUGAACCCUGUGGAGCUGCAGCUGGACCCACGAUUCAGUGAGCAGGCGGAGAGGGUGAAAGCCCAGCGGGUGAGGGAGCUCAGAAAGCACAUGGGCUGGGAGGAGGAGCGCUGCAACUUAGCACUCAGCAAGCUACAGGACUGGUUCAGGAACUCUCUGGAGACCAACGUGGUCACUGUGGUUGCCAUCUACACUGACCACAAAAUCUCCACCUACCGUCUGCCAGUGCUCACUGAGCCUUUGACACAGCUCAGACAUCAGAGCAGACCCAGCUGGUCUGAUGGAGACGCAGCUGCUACACUAGAACGCAGGAAGUCCAAAGCCGAGCCUGCCAAAGACAGCAGCAGAUUAGAAGAGGUGGAGGUGCUUCGACCCCCGGUGGCUCGUCCAGCAGGCAUAAAGCUGGCAGAUAGGCAGGUUGAGAGACUCCGAAAGGCUGCAGAAAAAGCUGAACAAGCUCGAGCCAAGAUUGAAAAGAGGAAGCAGGAAUGGGCCCAAUUUUAUGCAGAGAAGCCAAACGAGGACUGCGAGGAUCCACAGGAUGUGGAAGCCAUCUGCAAAGCCAAAGAGAACAUUGGAGACUUAAAGCUGAAGUCAGCUAAAGACUUCACUGUGCCAGAACACCUGAGAAUGAAUGCUGAGAGGAAGAGAGCACAGCUGAUAGGCCUGGAGCAACAUGUCCAUAAGAAGCAGACUGAGAUGAACGAACGGAUCAUAGCUUUGCGUGACUCCAAGGUUCGCCUUGUGCCUCAGUUACAUGCUCAGGCUCAGCAGUUACAGAAGAUCCAGCAAAGUCUGGCGGUUCAUCUCCACCGUCCUUCACCCGCCCUGCCCAAUAUACUACUAGAGGAAACCCCAGAGAAGAAGCUGCUGUACAGCCACAACACCCUGGAGCGAUAUCGAGUUCUGAGGGAACAGAGGUUCCAGACCAUGGAGCAGGAGGAGCAGGAGGGAGCCCAAAGUUUAUUAGAGCAGCUGGAGAAAGAGAUGGAAGGAGAGGUGGAGAAACAAGAGAAAGGAGCUCCCAGCUGGUCAGCUUCAUCUGCAACCAAAGAAGAAGAAGGGACAGUGGUGGAGGAGGGAGCAGAGCUGAGCGAGCUGGAGGAAGAGCUCCAGAAGGAGGAGGAGAUCCGGUUGCUGCACGAGCAAGACUCUCUGCUGGAGCAGAUGGAGAGUUCGAUGUGUCAGUUUGACGCAGAGCUCCAUCUACUGCGACACCAGAAGCUGCUUCUGGACUGGCAGCUGAAGGUGGCCGACCUCCGUCAGCUGACGCUCUAUCAGGAGCUUCUGCUCCUCAAGGAGUUUGUAAGGAGGGAGGAGAGCCUGCAGGAGAAGCUCGAUGAACGCAUUAAGGAAAAGAACAGUAUCACGUGUAAGCUGGAGGAGUGUAAUGAGGAGCUGAAUCUGAAGCAGGGAGAGAUAGCCAAGCUGCAGGAGAGAGAAAGGGCCUUGACUGCUGCCUUCCAGGCUUCGCUGGGUGAGGAGAACAAGUUUGAGGAGUUCCUGACCAAAGUCUUCAAGAAGAAGAUCAAACGUGUUGAGAAGAAGGAGAAGGUGGGAAAUGAAGAAGAGGAGGAAAGUGAUGAAGACUCUGAUGAAGAUGAUGACUGGGAUGAUGAUUAUGACAGUGGUACAGAGGGGGGAGGAGCUGCUGUGGAUGACAGUGUUUGCCCUCCAGGCUGUGAGCCAGACUUGUUUGAGAACACACUGCAGCUGCGUGAGCGUCGAUUGGACCUGGAGGAACAGCUGGCAGAGAAUAAGAAGAGUGCUGAAGUUCUGAAGCAGGAGUGUGAUACUCUUGUCAAGAAGGAGAAACUGAUGAAGAGCAGUCGGAAAGCAGCAGAGGACGACUUGGAGUUAGUCCAAAGAGAGAAACAGCAGAAAAUGAAUGAACUGGAUGUGGUGGUUCCUCUCAGACUGAACCAAAUUGAGUUUGUAAUUAACGGCUCAGUGCCACCUGACCUGAGCCCGGCGUUGGUGCUGGACAAGACGGAGCUGAGGCGACUACAGGAGCGCAUCAGGCAGUUGAACAUGGAGAAGAGCCAGCAGAGAGAUCUGUACUGUCAAGCCCGCCAGCAGCAUGUUAAGCUCCUUCAAGACCGCAAGGACAUGGACAACCAGAUCCAGGUGCUGGAGAAGCAGUGCAGCCAGCUGAUGAUGAUGAAGUAUGGGAGGCUGGUGGAUCUGGAGGCUCUGCAGAUGCUGUCGGGGAACAGGACGCUGGAGGAGCUCAAGCAGGAAAAACUCCUCCAAGAAGCUGCCUAUGCCAAGGAAAUCAAACAGUGGGAUGCAAAGGUAGAAGAGGCACGUCAGGCUAUGAUGGAGGUGACCAAGUGUAACACGGAGCGUCUCCUCAGCAUGACAAACCUCUACGAAGAGAAGAAAGAACUGGAGCACAAACUCAACACUAGGCAGAAGAAAAUGGGCAGACAGUUCCAGGAUUACAGGAGACGUGCAGACCAGAAGGAGAUCCAGAGGCUUCAGGAGCUGGUGAAAACACAAUCGCAGCAGGCUGAGGCCCUCAGGAGAGAGAUUACCCUCCUCUCCCGUAAAGGGGGCCACGUCCUGCCCCCAGGACAGGCACCGCAGGCACCGCGGGCACCGCAGCCCCCGCACACCCCUUUGCCUUCCUCCUUGGACCGCAUCCACAACAGCAAACAAGGAUCGGGACGUCAUCCCAGACAGCUUAAAGCACAAAAUUCUCCCAGCAGACAGGUAGUUCAUUAACAGAAGACAGCAUUCACGUUCACAGUCAGUGUAUAGUGAGAGCAGUCUGCUCACUAAUUGCACUUUCUUGUGAAUUAAUGUUAUUAGGAUUAAAAAUACUUUGGCUUGUGGA